UGAACACGUCUCGUCACGGAGGAGCGCAGCAGCAAAAGCCUGCAACGACCUCAAGGGGGAAACCGACGGCGGCAAAAAGAUCCUUAAAUUGACAGCCAUGGCCUGCUGCAAUGCAACGACCUCAAGGGGGAAACAAGUCCCAAUUUGCAGGGCACAGUCGUCGGUCGUCGCUGCGCAGCUGCCCCUGUCUCCUUAUCCUCACCCCUUGAGAAGCCAAGAAGCAGGGAAGCGCCCGUCGACCAAGCAGCACUGCAGCGGCAUCCUGGCGCCGCCGCCAGGCAAGGAGGGGACUGCGAGGAGAGGGCUUCCUUCCCUGCUCAGCGACGGCGCAAUCGGGCAGGAACACAUCGCCUCCGACGCCACCCAGCUGAUAGGGUGGACGCCGCUCAUCGAGCUGAAGCGGAUCGCUGGAAAGGACGGCUUGGAUGCCCGGAUUGUCGGGAAGAUGGAGGCCUACCAGCCGCUUUGCUCCGUCAAGGAUCGCAGCGCUUUGAGGAUGAUCGAAGACGCCGAAGAGAAAGGGCUGAUUUCGCCUGGUGUAACGACUCUAGUUGAGCCGACGGGCGGUAAUCUGGGGCUAGGGUUGGUCCUCAUUGCUCUGCGCAAAGAAUACAGGUUCGUCGCGGUGAUGCCGGGCCAGUACUCGCUUGAUAAGCAGAUCUUGUUGAGAUACAUGGGUGCUGAGUUGUUCAUAACGGAUCCAGCACUCGGCUAUCCGGGAAUGGUCGACAAGGUCGAACAACUCAAGAAGGAAUUACCCAACGUUCAUGUUCUUUAUCAGUUUGUGAAUCCAGCAAAUCCUGACGCACACGUUAGAUGGACUGGACCUGAGAUUUGGAAGGAUACUGCUGGCAAGGUGGACAUAUUUGUCGCAGGUUCAGGGUCAGGAGGUACGGUAUCUGGUGUUGGGAAGUAUCUGAAGAUGCAAAAUCCAAAUGUGAGGAUCAUUUGUGUAGAGCCUACAGAGAGUGCAGUCAUUUCAGGUGGGGAGCCAGGCAAGCAUGAAAUCCAGGGAAUAGGACCAGGACUAUUGCCUGAGGUCUUGGACACCUCGGUCAUCGAUGAAACGGUCACCGUGACCACUGGCGACGCGAUGGCGAAUGCGAGGAGGUUGGCAAUGGAAGAGGGCCUGCUUGUGGGCAUAUCUUCUGGGGCAAACUUCGCAGCUUGCCUAAAGGUCGCGGCGAGAGAAGAGAACAAGGGGAAGAUGAUUGUCACCAUGUUCCCGAGCGGGGGCGAGAGAUACCUGAACUCGGACCUCUUCGCGGCCGUAAGAGAGGAGUGCAUUGCCAUGACCUUUUGAGCUCUCAUGCAUCCUCUUCAGAAAAGACUUGUAUACCGACGAUCGAUCAUGUAUUAGCCACCGAAUGUGUGUCUUUACCGCAACGGUAACAAAUAAGAACACCUGCAUUAGUUUUAGUUUUAAAGCACCGAUUGAUUCUUCUUUUUUACAUGUACCAGUUGAUUCUUUGAUCUAUAUGCUCAUUUUGUGCCUCAUCGACUGAAUCCAAAGGAUCAUGUUUACAGUCGGUCCUACCUUCCUUUCAUCUGGCCAUCCAUUUGCUGUCGUGGAGCCGGCGCAUCGAUGGCUGGUGGGUGACGACAUAAUGUUGGUUGGGCACGGUAAUCCUAAGGAUUUUCGCAGAAAAACUGGAGCAAAAUAAUCCGAAGGAACUUGUACUACUGUAGUAUUUGAGUUGUUUGAUUCACUUGGGUGUUUGUUGGAAAAGAUAUUUGCUUUUCUAUGUGCAGACCCGAAAUGUUUUAUGGUGCAAAUGCAAUCAACACUGUAAAAUCUGAAGUCGGCA
This is a messenger RNA of Brachypodium distachyon (stiff brome), 1808 nucleotides long. Its product is annotated as cysteine synthase, chloroplastic/chromoplastic. Gene Ontology annotation, cellular component: cytoplasm. Gene Ontology annotation, molecular function: cysteine synthase activity. The transcript has 7 exons. Lineage: Eukaryota; Viridiplantae; Streptophyta; Magnoliopsida; Poales; Poaceae. The record is from RefSeq and is a predicted model, not a curated record. Bases 98 to 1303 code for a protein of 401 amino acids.